Molecule: messenger RNA, 807 nt
Organism: Salvelinus fontinalis (brook trout)
Lineage: Eukaryota; Metazoa; Chordata; Actinopteri; Salmoniformes; Salmonidae
Product: mediator of RNA polymerase II transcription subunit 11-like
Exons: 3
Coding region: 198-710 (170 amino acids)
Biological process (GO): regulation of transcription by RNA polymerase II
Cellular component (GO): mediator complex
Molecular function (GO): transcription coregulator activity
Source: RefSeq, a predicted model, not a curated record
AUUAUAUGCGCCUUUACUCGGAAAGCUUUUUGUUUUGUUGAUGUUCGCUUUCUGUAGUGUUUUUGACAUUAGUUUGGCUACAUUUUGGAUUAAUACAUUGACGUAACAACCCAUUUGCUACGAUAGUGUGCCGUACGUAGCCGCUUCUGAUAAGAAUCGUCUAUUUUUAUUACUCCCAGUGUGUGAAAUUGAUCCUGAUGGCGAAUGACCGACUGCGAGCUUUGGAAGAGGUUGAGAAUCAAAUUGCAACGAUUCUCCAAUGCGCAGGGAACGUUGUGUUGGAGCUGUCUAAAGACAAGCACAACGCCAGUUUCCUGGACAGACAGCUCAGCCAGUUUACUGGAUCCGUCAACAGAGUGGCGACUGAGCUCAGCUCACAAAUCAGAUACCUCACACAGGUAACGCACGCACACAGAGAGACGCAGGCAGACACAGUUGUACGUUUACUGGGGCCGUCAACAGAGUGGAGACUGAGCUCAGCUCACACAGGUUGCCACAGGUCAGCCCCACGAAGGCUCCACAUACUCGGCCAGGAAAGACUGUCAAAUGGCCUUGAACCGAGCAGAAUACACCAGGGUCAAACUGGGAGAGCUGGGACGCACCUGCGAAGUCAUGCUGGAUCCACAACUCUGAGAGAACACACAUGGUCGGUAGUAGGGGGAUGUUUCCAUCGCUUGCUGCCACCAUGGUGUUUUAGGACCACCUGCUGAAGAGAGGUGGGGACUGAAAUACUUCAUAAAAAUUUUUUUUUGUAUGAUAUCAAUCAUGUAUCUGGUAAUGUUCUGUAAUAAAGUUAGUGUUUCAUUA